Molecule: messenger RNA, 1599 nt
Organism: Myzus persicae (green peach aphid)
Lineage: Eukaryota; Metazoa; Arthropoda; Insecta; Hemiptera; Aphididae
Product: retinaldehyde-binding protein 1-like
Exons: 6
Coding region: 356-1294 (312 amino acids)
Cellular component (GO): membrane
Molecular function (GO): phosphatidylinositol bisphosphate binding
Source: RefSeq, a predicted model, not a curated record
UUUCAGUGGAUUGCAAUAUAUUUUAUGGUAUAAGUACACGUUCUACUGGCAUAGACACAUAUAUUUAUAUAAUACAUAUACAUAUAUAUAUAUAUGGUGACACGAAAACAUUGGAAGGUAUACCGAAACCGUGUGUGUCGCCGAUCGGUCUACAACCAAAUACCCGUCAGCGGUUGUCUACUAGAGUUACACCUUACCCACACGCCUUGUCAACACACCUGUUGCAGUGUCGCGCGUCGAUGACAACGGCGUCGUAAGCGGACGACCAUCGUUUAUAUAAUAUAAACACAACAUUAAUAUCGUAUCUCCGUUCAUUAUAUUUCGUAUCUAAAUCUCGCGAUAAAAACAUCACGAAAUGCAACAAGACGACGGUAAGAACUAUAAUGCCACGGCCACUGACGAUCUUCAGACGACCGGUCAAGAUCACAAACUGCAACCGUACGACGAAGAGGUGGACAAACUGAUCGAGUGGUUGAGGGACAUGCCUCAUUUGCCAAACAUUACCGAUAGAGCUUGGUUGAGGAAUUGUUUUAUCGGACGAAAACUCCGGAUAGAGAGGACAAAAGAAUCUUUGGACGGAUAUUUUUGCUGCCGGGCACUGAUCGACGAAUUUUUCGGCGUCCGCGAUCCGCUCGGAGAUGACGUCCAGACGGCAAUGCGAAAAACAUGGUUCGGGUUUUCGAGCAAUUUGACGAACGAGGGUUACCGGGUCAUAGUGACGAAAAACCUCACCGAUGAAGACGUUCCUGGCAGGUAUUUGGAUCAGUGGACGAAAUACUUUUACAUGUGCAUUGACUGGAAUUUGAAGCGGGAGUCGGUAAAUGGCGUGAUCAUCAUUUACGACAUGGCCACGACGAACAAAAACGAAGUACUCACUCAAGUGACUCCGAAUUUUCUCAGGAAAUCUUUACAGUGUUCGACGUUUUUCCCGUACAAACUGAUACAGGUACACUUCAUAAACGUACCAUCGUAUGCAGCCGUAGUGUUCAAUAUUUUAAAAUCUCUGGUUCCCAAAAAAAUUCAAUCUCGUCUAUUUAUGCACAAUAACCCAUCGGACGUACUGCAACAUAUCCAAAAAGAAUGCGUUCCGUCAGAUAUAGGUGGUAGCGAUAAAACUAUCAGAGAACUGGGUGAAUUCUGCAAGGAGAACAUCAUAGCGGAAAGAGAUAUGUUCAUGAACGGAAUACUUUCGUUGAAAGCGGACAUGGACAAAAAGCCAAAAGACGCGAACAGCAAUGAACAAUCGGAGCUCUUCGGGUUCGACGGAAACUUCAAGCAAUUGAAUAUCGAUUGAAAAAUAUAUUUUCUCACAGAAAUUUUUUUCGAUUUAUCAUAAUUAUAUUAUACCGGUGGACACUGAUUAAAAAAUGCAUACAAAAUACAAUUACAAUUCUAAAUAUUACGAUAACAACUAUAGUUAGUGUGUUUACCAAAUACAAUUAAUAUUGAUCACGAUUAUAUUAUAAUGUACCUAAUACAUACUUGAUAUACUUCUAUGAUAAUGUGAGUAUUAUGUUUCUUUCACAGUCUACAUUUAAUUUGUGUACUCUUCUUCAGAUGUUGUCAUGAUUAUUUUCAUUAUUAUUAUUAAAAAAACAA